AUGGUAGCGGUGAGUAGUCAAUCAAAUCUCAAUAGCGUGAGUCUCAAGAUCCAAAUAAAAUGUUCGACUUUUCUUCAGAAUUUAACAAGAAUGGAAGCCACGAGUUCCUCAAACGCAUCAAAAAAUGUUUCGUCUUUUUUUUAUAAAUUGUUCCUAAUGAGAAAAUGUCAGAAUCUCGCGCAAAGUGAAAACAAGAAGAAAGAAAGUUUUACGAUCAAGGAAAAUGUAACGAGCGAACGAGCUUCCGAAAAAUCGUCGAGUGUUGGUUUUCUUCUUGGAAGCAAAAAAAAUCACGAACUUCAGACACUUUGGUUCAAAAUUCACCGUUUUCUGAGUUUUGUACUUCUUACUUCACUCUUCGUUCUUUCUACCGCUAUACUGACUAUUUUUUCGACAUUUCUACAGCACCUGUGAGUUAAAUUGACUGCAAAAUCGAGAUAUUCAGCUUGAAAUUCAGAUUUCUCAUAGGACUAACCAAUAUGAUUUGUCUUUUCGCCACGGUUUUGACGGUGCCUUGCUCCUUGGCGGUGGUGUCAACGGUACGAGAGAAAAGUGUCCGCUCCAGGUAGCCCUGAAAUUCGACAAAAAUGGUACGAUUUCUAGGAUCGACCAAAAGCUUUGGCAUUUGAAGUUUUCAUUUUUGCCGCAACUUUUAUGCGCAUCCUGUUGCAUGGGUUUGGAUAAUGAUUUCCUGCUUAUUCCAUAGUAUUUUUCAGGAAUCGGAGGAAUUUUGAUCUCCUCUCAGUUUGAAUCUUGCUUGGAAUCUUCACUACAUAAAAACUUCCUCUAUAGUAUUCAAAACCACAAAAAUCCAAGUUUCGCGAAGGUUUUUUUUUUUCCAAAGCGCGACUAUCGAUUCAAAUUAUUAGCAACUUCACUCCGUGCAAAAAUCUUUCAAAUGUUGCGGAGCAAAUACUGAAAUUUCGGCUGGAACAAACGGUGGCUGUAUUAAAAUCCAACCUCAGUUAUUCUCAGAGUUUCAGAUUCGAGCCUUCCAACGAAUCACCCAUGGAAUGCCUGGUACCAGCACCUUAUUCUGGAUGAUAAUUAUCCUGAUGAAAUAAGGUUAGUAGAUGCGCAAGACUAAAAAUCGUGACAGGCUUUUCUCAACCUUUCCUAACGUGAAAGCUAGUUGUCGCACUUGGAAUGGCUCGAAGCGUAACAUUCGCGUGUCUGAUUCCAAUUGCAAAGCGUCUCGGAGCUUCGAGUCGUUUGAAGUGUGACAUCGCUUCCUUCCAAUCUGAAAUUAAGCAAAAUUUAGAAAGUUUUUCACACUUCCCUGGUCGUGCUGCCUAGAUACCUUGAAGUGUCAACACUUGGGAAUGGAAAGGUAGUGAAACUUUAAUCAGAAAUAUUCACUUGUUUUUUAGAUUUACUAAAUCGUCGAACAGAAGUAUUUUCGAAUUCCAAAGCGACGAGAGCGAGUGGAUCAAGCUUGACAAAGUAUUGAGUAAUAUUCAAAAGAAAGAAAGCUGAAAAAAAAAAUGAAUUAGUUGCUCAAGAUCAGAGAAAAAAAAACGAAAAUCAAAAAAAGGCGUCGAACACACUAACUAGAUUAAAUAUGAAAUUAUUAAACUAAUUUUCCAAGCUCAGAAAAAAAAUGAAACUAAAAUCGAUAGAUCUUGAAGAUCUUUGUGCUGUGUUCAGUAUUUCCGAAAAUUUCAAAAUACCCGUCAAAAUAACACAAAAAAAGAUUAUACAAAACAAUUUAGUUUCAAACAGCUUCGCAUUUAGUGAAAGAAUUUGGAAUACAGUUUUAGUAAAUUUUUGAUAUUACAGUUUUAAAAAAAUAAAAUUUUAAGAACUAGUUCUUAAAAUUUUAACUUUAACUUUAAUUUUGCGCGUUCGGAUGUAGGAUUGCGCCAUUCUGCAACUCGAUGCGUUUUACCAAAAAAUUUUAAUCGACUUUCUCAAAAGUUCUUUUUUUUUUUAAAUAACGUAAUUGAUCGAAUUUUAACGCCGAUUUUUCCAAAAUCAAAAUCUUUCGAAAAAUAAUUUUUUUUUCUGUUUUGUAGAUCUGUUCCUGUUUUUCUUCUUUUCGUUUUUUUUUUGAAGUCAAUGUUUUAAUGCAUUAAAUAAAAGCUUUUAAAGUCCUUCAGUUACAACAACUGACAACCUUUGAAAACGCUCCUUCUCGUGAUCGUGCGGCUCGUUCGACGGCUUUUCAUGACGCCUGCCCUCCUAAAUUGGCGAAAUGGCUCACUGAAAGACUACGUAAAGUAGCGUUGCUAUUCUUUGCCGCAGGUCAUUUGGAAAAUUUUUUAACUAAAUUCAAUGUUUUCAGCUGGUUUUUUGUGUGCUUCUGGUCUGCUCAGUAUCGUCUUCCCAUCUUUUGACAAAGAAGAAAGGCAUGGCGCUCUCAUUUAA
Caenorhabditis auriculariae is the source of this 2367-nucleotide messenger RNA. The record is from the annotation of a GenBank genome assembly. NCBI's taxonomy places the organism in Eukaryota, Metazoa, Nematoda, Chromadorea, Rhabditida, Rhabditidae.